Trichoplusia ni (cabbage looper) is the source of this 1752-nucleotide messenger RNA. RefSeq lists its product as uncharacterized. Bases 662 to 1315 code for a protein of 217 amino acids. NCBI's taxonomy places the organism in Eukaryota, Metazoa, Arthropoda, Insecta, Lepidoptera, Noctuidae. The record is from RefSeq and is a predicted model, not a curated record. The transcript has 4 exons.
UCUUAUUCUAUUAGCUAAGCUAAAUAAUUUGCUUAGUCUUGUCUUGUUUUUACACCCCUUUAGUUUAAGAAAGGUAUAACAAAAACUGAGAAAAGGUACCAUUAAAAUAUAUUCGUAAACGUCUCUUCCGUGGCUAACUCAGCUAGUUGUAAAAGCGCCACCUAUCCGCGAGUAGCUAGUUCCGUUAUCUACCAAUAGAUGUCUGAGAACGGUGCUGUAAGCGCUACAACAAGCAACGUGAAACUUCAUUGUUUUAAAGAGUUUGGUUUUGUACAUUUGUUUAAAUAGUAUUUCGUGUAAGUUAUUUCUAAAGCAUUUUAAAUUGAUAUACGCUAAGGUAAAUAGGUUAAAAGUAAUAAUUAUGUAUAAAUAUUAUUAAAUGCAUGUUUUACUUCUUAGUCCUAAUCACGUGAGAAGAAUCCAACAGAAACACAAAGAGGCCAAAUAAAAAAGCAUAGAUAAAGCCAGAAGAAAACAAAGAAAAAAUUCCAAACACGAAAAUCUGAUGUAAUGAGCUGUCAAAUACAAAAUUUUGAUCACCUAACUCUUCAGACAUCAUAAUAUUUUUUUCGGUAAUUAAAAACAGGAAAAUGACAAAUCCAGUGUGUGGGUGUGCGUAGUGGGUGUUUAGUUUUGACCAGGUUGUUUUGUAAGUGGUGAAAUGGUUCGGUGGAGGUAUUGCGUUGUGCUGGCAAUGCUGCUGCUUCUGCCGGCGAAAACCGGCUCAAAAUUAGACGAAGAGGAAGACGAAGAUAAUAGAUACAACCUUCAACUUUCAAGUAGAAGGGGAGAUGAGGGUGAAGAAGAUGAUGAUGAUGACGAAGAAGAGGAAGAUGAUGAUCCCGGCGCAGCAGACAAGGGAGAGAGAGUGACAGUGAUGAGGCGACCGCCGCCCAUCGUCCCGACGCCAAAGGCAAUCACAGUGACGCGGACGGUGAAGAAACGGCCCCUCGAGUGUUAUGUGUGUGCUUAUAAGGCGGAGACGCCGUUGAGAGCAUGCUUGGAUCCUACUAAAUACAGAGUACACACGAUAACGUGUCACAGUGCAGAGGACAAAUGUUUCACAUCGGUGAUAUCAAAGGGCACGUCGUACGAAGCGGUUGUGCGAGGCUGUCGAUCCGGCUGCGUCGGAUCACCGGAGACGACAUGCUGCGAGUUAAACCGUUGCAAUAACCAGGCGUUUGCGAUGCCUGUCAUAGCGCCACGCUCGUUAACCGCAGCCAGCAAGUCCACUAAAUCGAUACCACCCACAAUACUCUUCUUCGUCACUGUUCUGCUGGUACUGCAGACUGUUGUCAAAGUAGCCUUCGUAUAAACCGAGACGCCCUGCCAUGAGCCACCCAACACACUCUUGCGGACAUCCCCGUCUUCAAAAUUUUCAACAUUCUAUUUAUUUUUGGCUUCUAAUAAAGGUUGAUCAAGUUUGUUAAAGCCCUUGCCAAUUAUCCUCUUGAUAUCAUUUGUACGCACUAUCUCCAACAUUUUUCCUGUUCCCAUUUUGCCACGUGCUUCGGUUUUGGAUUGCUGUAGGAUAUGGGAGAUCUCAUGGCGGGGGCUGACGUAAACAUUCAGCUUAUCGUAUAAGAUUAACUAUCAUCAUCAAGUCUCGUGUGAAAUCAUGGUUUUGAGAAAUUUACGAAGUACAAGCAUAGGAUUGUGUGAGUCGACGUGAAAUUUGUGGUGAAUAUAUUUUAUGCUGUUUUUGUAAAGUGAAAUAUAUUUUUUGAAGUUUGUAUUAAAUUUUUACUGACA